GGGAGGAGGGGGGUGGUGGUGGUGGUGGUGGAAGCCGUCACUCAUGACUCGGCACCUCUUCACUGUCACUCCUUUUGUCCCAGCGGCUCCUGGGGGAGGGGACGUGCUGCCCUGGAUCGAAGGGGUGGGCGGGCGGUUAUAUAAAGACAAGGUGAUUUUAAAGGAGCUGCCCGCAGAGCAACGUGAGCAGGAGGAGGGGGGAGGGUGAAAAAAAGGGGGAGUGGAGGUUUACGGUCUCUAUAAUAUCGGAGCGCCUGGAGAGGGAAAAAGGGAAAUUCAUUUCCAAUUAAACUGGCAACCCAGGCCGAUUAGAGAGGGAAAAAAAACGACCAGAUGCCGCAAAACGUGGUAUUGGCAGGACCUGGUCCGUGGGGCUUUAGACUGACCGGUGGGGCGGAUUUUAACCAGUCUUUGACCGUUUCACGGAUAACACCUGGAAGCAAGGCAUCGCUAGCCAAUCUCUCCCCUGGUGACGUCAUCCUGGCCAUUGAUGGAGUAAGUACGGACGCUAUGACACAUGUUGAUGCUCAGAAUAGGAUCAAGGCUGCCUCCAAUCAGUUAAGCCUCAAGAUUGACCGGCCUGAAACUAAGCUUUGGUCUCCUCAAGUCACUGAAGAUGGCAAGGCAAAUCCCUUCAAGAUUAAUUUAGAGGCUGAACCACAGGAAUUCAAAUCUAUUGGAGAUUCCCAUAACAGAAAGGCCCAGCCAUUUCUUGCUGCGGGAAACAUUGAUGACAACAGACAGGUAGUGAGCUCCAGCUAUAAUUCUCCAAUUGGUCUGUACUCUGCUGACAACAUACAAGAUGCCAUCCAGGGGCAGCUGCGUGGCCUGGCCAUUGACCCGCAGGAGCAAACCGAACCAGCACCAGGAGUUCAAAACUCAGAGGUGUACAAGAUGUUACAAGGCAACCAGGAGGAAAGAAAUGAGCCAAGGCAAUCCGGGUCCUUCCGAGCAAUCCAGGAUUACCUGGAGGCCGAUGAAAGUGGUACUCGCCCCACGGUUACUAAAAGUGUGAGGGCUCCAGUGACAAAAGCCGGUGCUUCCAUAGGAAGUGUUCAAAAGCUGCCACUGUGUGACAAGUGUGGAAAUGGAAUAGUAGGCACAGUGGUCAAGGCUCGUGACAAGUACCGGCACCCAGAAUGCUUUAUCUGCUCUGACUGUGGCGUGAACCUCAAGCAGAAAGGUUACUUCUUCAUAGAAGGACAACUGUACUGUGAAGCCCAUGCAAGAGCACGAACGAAACCACCCGAGGGAUAUGAUGCUGUACCUGUGUAUCAAAAUAUGAAGGCUUAAUUCUUCUGUAGAGAUCUGAAAUAUCGGAUCCAUUAAUAUGAGAAGCCUGUCUUGUCACUGUUUUGCUGCAUCUCAAAAUGUGGUUAAUCUUUAAAUACAGUCUCCCAUUGCAAGACAUAUUUAGAAAAUGCGGCUUGUUCAAUUAUCCAUGUUAGCAGAUUGCUACCUUGUAGACCUUGCCGAAGGAAACACUGCUGUGUGCAUCGGCACAUUAAUGCAACUAAUUAUAUAAAAAACUUGGUUUGUAUAAUCACAUCUGUAAAAGCUAUUAAAUCAAUGCAUUGUUAAAACACAUUGUACAAUGAGUUCAAAUGAAAUGUAUGGAGCACCAGGCCUGUGAAAUAUACUUUAAACAAAUGUU
This is a messenger RNA of Carcharodon carcharias (great white shark), 1654 nucleotides long. RefSeq names its product PDZ and LIM domain 3a (gene pdlim3a). Gene Ontology annotation, biological process: actin cytoskeleton organization; muscle structure development; heart development. The record is from RefSeq and is a predicted model, not a curated record. The transcript has 7 exons. Gene Ontology annotation, cellular component: filamentous actin; adherens junction; stress fiber. Bases 334 to 1293 code for a protein of 319 amino acids. Lineage: Eukaryota; Metazoa; Chordata; Chondrichthyes; Lamniformes; Lamnidae. Gene Ontology annotation, molecular function: actin binding; muscle alpha-actinin binding.